Molecule: messenger RNA, 7272 nt
Organism: Meleagris gallopavo (turkey)
Lineage: Eukaryota; Metazoa; Chordata; Aves; Galliformes; Phasianidae
Source: RefSeq, a predicted model, not a curated record
AUGGGAUCGUCUGCAGAGCGAAGCCGUCCGUCCUCGGUGUCACUUGAUAGUGGAGGAGACGAACUCACUGCGGUGAAUGUAAAGCAAGGCUUCAGUAACCAGCCUGCCUUCUCUGGAGAUGAGCAUGGUUCUGCUAGAAACGUUGUCAUCAACGCCUCUAAGAUUGGCGCUUACUUCAGCAGCAUAUUAGCAGAAAAGCUAAAACUUAAUACGUUCCAGGACACAGGGAAGAAGAAACCACAAGUAAAUGCCAAAGACAACUACUGGCUGGUUACUGCUCGCUCUCAGAGUGCAAUUCACAACUGGUUCACAGAUUUAGCAGGAAGUAAACCACUGACUAUUUUAGCAAAAAAGGUUCCAAUUCUCAGUAAAAAAGAAGAUGUUUUUGCUUACUUAGCAAAAUAUUCUGUACCACUGCUGCGAGCAGCAUGGCUGGUCAAAAUGACAUGUGCCUACUAUGCUGCCAUUUCUGAAGCUAAAAUCAAGAAACGCCAGGCCACUGAUCCAAAUACUGAAUGGACUCAAGUUAUAACCAGAUACCUUCGAGAGCAGCUGGCAAAGGUUGCAGAGUUUUAUCAUGUGACUUCCAGCCAAGGCAACAGCUCUGUAGUGAUGCCUCAAGAGAUGGAACAGGCCUUGAAGCAGUGGGAAUAUAAUGAAAAACUGUCCUUUUAUAUGUUUCAGGAAGGAAUGCUUGAGAGACACGAGUACUUGACGUGGAUACUGGAUGUUUUGGAAAAAAUCAGACCUGCUGAUGACGACAUUCUUAAGCUGGUGCUGCCGCUCGUGUUGCAGUAUUCAGAAGAGUUUGUUCAGUCAGCCUACCUGUCCCGCCGCCUUGCUUAUUUCUGCGCCAGACGCCUGUCGUUGCUGCUGAGCGACGGCGCCAGCCUUGCAGCUGCACAUUCUCCCCACAUGAUUAUUGCACCAAGUAACCCUGCUCUGGCAGCGCCGAGUCCGACUGCGCCCGGCCCUGUGCUGAGCCCCGUGCAGCUCUCCUGCUCAGAUUUCCUCUCCUGCCCACAGCACCGUCCGCUGGUGUACGGGCUGAGUUGCAUGCUGCAGACUAUAACUCUUUGUUGCCCAAGUGCCUUGGUGUGGAAUUAUUCCACGAAUGAAAAUAAGAAUGUUAAUCCUGGCUCACCCCUGGAUUUACUUCAAGUUGCUCCAUCUAGUUUACCUAUGCCAGGUGGAAAUUCAACAUUUAAUCAGCAGGUUCGGGCAAAGAUCUAUGAAGUAGAACAGCAGAUAAAACAAAGAGGUCGUGCUGUGGAGGUGCGGUGGUCUUUUGACAAGUGCCAAGAAUCAGCUGCAGGGGUGACCAUCAGCCGAGUUCUGCACACCUUAGAAGUGUUGGAUCGACAUUGUUUUGACAGAUCAGAUUCCAGCAAUUCAAUGGAGACGCUUUAUCAUAAGAUUUUCUGGGCAAACCAGAAUAAAGAUAACCAAGAGGCAGCCCCCAGCGAUGAGGCCGUGGUGAUGCUGCUGUGUGAGUGGGCUGUGAGCUGCAAGCGGUCUGGGAAGCACCGCGCCAUGGUGGUGGCCAAACUGCUGGAGAAAAGGCAAGCAGAAAUUGAAGCAGAAAUGACCACGCUCCAUCCUGCAGGAGCCAACACCUCCCCUGCCACAUCCCCAUGGCACUCAGCUCCAUGCUGUGUGCAGAGUAAUGACCGUGCUGCUGCCGCCCCGGAGGGGCUUUGGGAGGAGAGAUGUGGUGAAUCUGAAGUCCUCGAUGAAAAGGAAUCUCUGUCUUCAGCCUCCUUGACAAGUUCCAGUCUUCCUGUUUUCCAGAAUGUCCUGCUGAGGUUUUUGGACACACAGGCUCCCUCGCUGUCUGACCCAAAUAGCGACCAUGAGAAGACAGAGUUUGUGAAUUUGGUGCUGCUGUUCUCUGAAUUCACUCGACAUGAUGUUUUCUCUCAUGAUGCAUACAUGUGCACUUUAAUAUCACGUGGAGACUUGUCAAUUACUGCAACUACGAGACCACGUUCACCGAAUGGGGAAACUGUGGAUGAGCACUAUUCUAAGGAGAAUGACGUUAAAAUAGAGGAUCAUAGUAUUAUGGAGCACAUGGGCACUGACUCAGGACCCACUAGUAUCUUUGAUGAUGUAGACAAGGGUGACUUUAAGACAGAUUUUGGUUCGGAAUUUCCAAUUUUUUCUCCGAUGCCCGGGGAGUCCUGUGAGAGCAUGAACUCUUCUUUAGACAGAAGAAUUUCAGUUGCCAGUGAGAAGUCAGUCAAGAGGGAAAGACUCAGAGAAGCGAUUUUUCCUUCCAACUAUGACCUCCUUCGUCACCUGCAAUACGCGACGCAUUUCCCAAUACCUCUGGAUGAAUCUUCAAGUCAUGAGUGUAACCAGCGCAUGAUUCUCCUCUAUGGCGUUGGGAAGGAGCGUGAUGAGGCACGACAUCAGUUGAGGAAGAUUACCAAAGACAUCCUGAAGAUUCUGAAUAAGAAGAGUACUACUGAAACGGGUGUUGGGGAUGAAGGGCAAAAAGCCAGGAAGAACAAACAAGAAGCAUUUCCAACUCUUGAGACUGUGUUCACAAAACUACAGCAGCUGUCAUAUUUUGACCAACAUCAGGUGACGUCUCAGAUCUCCAGCAAUGUUCUCGAACAGAUAACUAGCUUUGCCUCAGGAACAUCCUAUCACCUCCCCUUGGCUCACCACAUACAGCUGAUCUUUGAUCUCAUGGAACCAGCACUGAAUAUCAACGGACUGAUAGACUUUGCAAUACAGCUGCUGAACGAGCUGAGCGUGGUGGAGGCAGAGCUGCUGCUGAAGUCGUCCAGCCUGGCAGGGAGCUACACCACGGGGCUGUGUGUGUGCAUCGUUGCUGUCCUGCGGCGCUACCACGCCUGCCUCAUUCUCAACUCGGAGCAAACUGCACAAGUCUUUGAAGGGUUGUGUGGAGUGGUGAAGCAUGUUGUUAAUCCCUCGGAGUGUUCCUCCCCAGAAAGAUGUAUUUUGGCCUACCUCUAUGACCUGUAUGUGUCCUGCAGCCACCUGCGAAGCAAGUUUGGAGACCUCUUCAGUAGUGCCUGUUCUAAGGUGAAGCAAACAAUAUACAGCAAUGUUCAGCCUUCAAAUUCCAAUCUGCUGUGGGAUCCGGAGUUCAUGCUAGAUUUUAUUGAGAACCCUUCUGCUCACAGCAUUAACUACUCAAUGCUGGGCAAGAUCCUGAGUGACAACGCAGCCAACCGCUACAGCUUCGUCUGCAACGCUCUAAUGAAUGUGUGUAUGGGGCACCAAGAUGCAGGAAGGAUUAAUGACAUAGCAAACCUUUGUGCAGAGCUGACGGCGUGCUGCACCGUGCUGAGCUCAGAGUGGCUGGGGGUUGUCAAAGCUCUUUGCUGCUCUUCCAAUCACGUGUGGGGUUUCAAUGAUCUGCUCUGCAGUGUGGAUGUGAGUGAUCUGUCAUUCCACGAUUCCCUGGCCACUUUCAUUGCCAUACUGAUUGCCCGGCAGUGCUUUUCUCUGGAAGAUGUCGUUCAGCACGUAGCACUGCCUUCUCUUCUUGCAGCUGCCUGUGGGGACCCAGAUGCUGAGCCUGGGGCCAGGAUGACUUGUCGGCUUCUCCUGCACCUCUUCAGGACACCGCAGGUCUGCCUCUUUCCCCAGGGAGCAGGAAAGCUACCUCCUGGAAUUCGUUCUUCUUGUGAUCGUCACCUCUUGGCUGCUGCUCACAACAGUAUAGAAGUGGGAGCUGUGUUUGCAGUCUUAAAAGCUAUUCUGAUGCUUGGUGAUGCUGAGAUCGGCAGCAGCAGUGUGACCCCUGUGAAGAACGAGGAGCUGCCCGUGAGAGGCUUGCUGGAUGAGAUCCCUGAGGAUGAAAUGUGGGCUUCCUCUCACGCUCUGAAAUCACGUGGAAAAGCUGUUUCCAUAGAAACUGCCAGUUUAAGCGAGUAUGCUAGAUAUGUGCUAAGAAGCAUUUGCCAGCAGGAAUGGGUUGGAGAGCACUGCUUAAAGGAACCUGAGAGACUGUGCACAGAUAAAGAUCUAAUUUUGGAUCCUGUUCUUUCAAACAAGCAAGCGCAGAAACUUCUUCAGCUUAUCUGUUAUCCUCAUGGUGUGAAAGAAUGCUCCGAGGGGGACAACCCUCAGAGGCAGCACAUCAAACGCAUUCUUCAGAACUUAGACCAGUGGACUCUCCGGCAGUCUUGGUUGGAGCUGCAGCUAAUGAUCAAGCAGUGCACAAAGGAGCCUGGUUCUGGGUCUGUGGCUGAAAUGAACAGCUUGUUGGAUAAUAUUGCAAAGGCGACAAUAGAGGUGUUUCAGCAAUCCGCUGAUCUAAACAAUAACUCUUCUAACUCUGGUAUAGGCCUCUUCAAUCCAAACUCUGUUGGAAAUGCUGACACAAGUAAUACAAGACAGAAUGGUAAAAAGACAUUCCUAAGUUCCUCUGAGUGGCGAGGAGUGUGGCUCGUGGCUCCCUUGAUUGCAAAACUACCUACCUCAGUUCAAGGUAGGGUCUUGAAAGCUGCGGGAGAGGAGCUGGAGAAAGGUCAGCAUUUGGGGUCAUCUUCUAAGAAGGAAAGAGAUAGACAGAAGCAAAAGAGCAUGUCUCUCUUGAGUCAGCAACCUUUCCUUUCUUUGGUACUUACUUGCCUUAAGGGACAGGAUGAGCAGCGGGAAGGGCUCCUAACAUCACUGCAGAAUCAAGUCAAUCAGAUCCUUAGUAACUGGAGGGAAGAACGGUACCAGGGCGAUGUUAAAGCUAGACAAAUGAUGCAUGAAGCCUUACAGCUUCGUCUAAAUUUGGUAGGUGGCAUGUUUGAUACUGUGCAGAGGAGUACCCAGUGGACCACGGACUGGGCACUUCUGCUCCUCCAGAUCAUCACUUCGGGAACAGUUGAUAUGCAGACCAACAACGAAUUGUUCACAACCGUGCUGGAUAUGCUGGGCGUCCUCAUCAACGGGACGCUCGCCUCCGACUUGUCCAGUGCUUCCCAAGGAGGACCCGAGGAAAACAAAAGGGCUUACAUGAAUUUGGUGAAAAAGUUAAAAAAGGAGCUGGGAGACAAGCGGUCGGACAGCAUUGACAAGGUUCGCCAGCUGCUCCCUUUGCCAAAGCAGACAUGUGAUAUUAUUACUUGUGAGCCAAUGGGAUCCUUGAUCGACACCAAGGGCAACAAAAUUGCAGGGUUUGACUCCAUUGAUAAGAAACAGGGUCUUCAGGUCUCAACAAAACAAAAGGUGUCCCCUUGGGACUUAUUCGAAGGUCAUAAAAAUCCCGCUCCUCUCUCCUGGGCAUGGUUUGGUACAGUUCGUGUGGACAGGAAGGUGAUCAAAUACGAGGAGCAGCAGCAUCUGCUCCUGUAUCACGCGCACCCCAAACCCAAGCCGCGGAGCUACUACCUCGAGCCCUUGCCUCUGCCUCCAGAGGAGGAGGAGGAAGAGCCCACCACCCCUGUGUCUCAGGAACCAGAAAGGAAGUCAGGAGAGCUCUCUGAUCAGGGAAAACUCGCCACGGAUGACGAGAAGAAGACAAAGGGCAGGAAGAGGAAGUCAAAGUCAAGCUCUAAGGCCGAUGAAUAUCCACCGAACAGCUUAUACAGAGUGCCUCCCAAUUACUCGCCCAUUCCCUCUCAAAUGAUGCAGCAUCCUCACUCUGCCUUGUGGGGCUACACCAUCAUGGGGCAGCCGCAGCAGCCUGGCUUCUUCGCGCAGAACCAGCCCCUCCCUCCAGGUGGCUCCAGGCUGGAUCCGACGAGCUCCUUCGUCCCAGCCAACACCAAGCAGGCCCUGUCCAACAUGCUGCAGCGGCGCUCCGUGCUGCAGCCCCCCUCCCUCCACGCCGUCACACCUCAGCAGCAGUUGCUCCAGAUGAAACUCCUGCAGCAAGAGCAGCAGCAGCGGCUCCUCAGGCACCAAGCACAGGCACGGUCUCUCCAGCAGGAUGUCAGUAGCUCUGCCGUAUCCCUUCAGGAUGGCUUUGACAACAUAAUGGGUCAGCCGAUGGACCCCGCUGCUCUUUUCACCCCGCAAGUCCGACCCACGCCACAGCUGCCGCAGUACCCAGGGCUUCAGCAAGCACAGGGCAUGCCCCACGGGUACACGAUGUACAGCACCCCGAUGCCUUUGCAGCAGCAGCAGCCCGGCAGCGUGGUGCUCUCUCCUGGCUACACCCCACGGGCAUACACAGCCCACUCCAGCCCCGUGCUGAUGGAGCGGCUGCGGCCGGGGCAGCCGGGUGGCGUGGCUCAGCAGCAGGCAGCUGCCUACAUGCAGCCCCUGACGGGCGCUCAGCGGUUGACCCAUCAACCUUUGCAGCCAAACUCAUUGAUAGGAGCGGGCCUGGACAGCACUUCAACCACACGUACCCAUCCGAGCCUGAGCUCAGCACAGCUGCCCCAGGAGCAAAUGCGACAGAGGCAGCAGCAGAUCCGACAGCAGAGACUCUUCCAGGUGCAGCAGGGGCAGCAGCAGCAGACUCUUGAUCUCCAGCCCGUGCAGCCGCAGCAGCCCCUGCAGUUCCCGAGGCAGGGCCUGCAGCAGACGCAGCAGCAGCAGCAGACGGCGGCGCUGGUCCGGCAGCUGCAGAAGCAGCUCUCCAGUAACCAACCGCAGGGAGUGAACCAGUAUGGGCAUCCUUCACACUUCUGAAUCCAAAGGCAGGAAGGAGGCGGACCGUUCCGUUUGCACUGAAGAACAGAACAUUCGAAAUCCAAUGCACUACUUAUUGCUAGAAAGGAAACCUUCAUUUCCUUCUCUUAUUAUUUUGGUCAUUAUUUUUCGUGCUGCAGUUGAUGUGAGUAUGUAACGAGGUGGUUCUCGGGGGCUUUGAGUUUCUUUGCUUUUAAUGAGAUUUAAAUGUAAGGACUUGUGGACCUAUCUGAAGAAUGUUAUUGCAGAUUUUAUGAAUUUGGUGCUUUUUUAGGUCCCGUUCCUUUUAAAGAGGACAAAGAAUGUUGGGUUUGUUUGUUUAUUCGUGGGAAACAUUCUUUUGUUAUUUUUGGUUUUUAAGAACUGCACUGGACCAAACUGCUGAAUUGAAAGGCACUCCUGACCUUGGCAUAACAGUUGAUUUGUUCAUUAAGAUGUUCACCUCUUUGUUUGAUGGUAGAACAAGCGUUGAUUUGAAUUGUGUUUCUUUGACUGUAAUUUUCAUAUGCACUUUAUAAAGUUCUUUGUUUAAAGUACCAAUUCUCUCUUGCUCUCAUUGUGGUAAGAAGGUGCUGAAGUGGGUUUAUUGCUUGUAUUAGAACUUCUUAAAUUUAUAUUAAAAGCCACAAUGUAAUGUUAAUAAAGAGACUGAAAGUAGCAGCA